This is a messenger RNA of Magnusiomyces paraingens, 1011 nucleotides long. RefSeq lists its product as uncharacterized. Bases 1 to 1011 code for a protein of 336 amino acids. Lineage: Eukaryota; Fungi; Ascomycota; Dipodascomycetes; Dipodascales; Dipodascaceae. The transcript has 2 exons. The record is from RefSeq and is a predicted model, not a curated record.
AUGGGCGCCAUUUUGUCUUGCCUUUGCGGGUCACGUUGGGACUUUCAUGAUGACGAGCGAACACCUCUGCUUAAUGGAGUUAAGCACGGACCCGGGGCCGCACAGGAUGACAGCGAGGGUGCCAAUAGUUUCCAUAAUGGUGUUUCUGAUUUUGCUCGGCGAAACAAAGAGCUGACUCAAAUCCUAAACUAUAUGAAUUACCACCUUCUUGACGUUUCUCAGCUCGAGCAGAUCUCGCAACUUGAAAAAUCCCCAGACCAAUCCGACUCAGAGAUUGACCACCAACAGCAUCUUGACAACCACCGUUCCGCAAAGGAUUUUCGUAGGGCUCUUCGUGGCCGCAGAAGUGUAUACCCUAAACAUGCAUUAACAGAUGAGGAAGAAGAAGAUAAUAAUAAUGAUGAACAGAAUACCGAGGCAGGUGAAGAAACUGGCCAAACUAGUAGUGCAAUCAAAAACAAUAAUAAAAUCAACAAAAACUCACCGAGCCUUGGUGCGACGCGCCCGGCAGGCGCAGCGCGUUUGCAUGGAGCUGACGGCGUCCAAGCUUCUUUGAGUCUCGACACGGCUCAUAAUCGAUCGGACUACGCGCCGGCCGCGCGGCCCAUCUCAGCCAAAGAGACUCGGGCCAAGCAUCGACAAGCAGGUACCAAGUCUAUUCCUACCAAUUUCUCUACUACUUCUUCUGGUGCUGCUGGUAAUGGCACUACCUCUGCAGCUGUUGGUUCUGGUGAACAAGCAAGUUGUGCAGCUACGGCCGGUGCCGGCGCCGGCGCUGCUUCGUCUUCGUUUACUGCGCCUGGUGCAGGCUCUACAACGACUCCCGAGUUAGAAUCUUCGAGCUCUCUGGAUUCUAACGGGUUGUUUGAUGAUUGGGAGAUUAUCACGGCUGCUUCUGUGUCUGAAAAUGACCGCGCAUGGCUUGCCAAAAAAUCAAAGGCGGCGUGGCAGGCGUCCACCCGAGACGCGCAAAUUCACGCCGACGGACCUUUGCUUCUCGCGUUCUCUUAA